Staurois parvus is the source of this 277-nucleotide messenger RNA. NCBI's taxonomy places the organism in Eukaryota, Metazoa, Chordata, Amphibia, Anura, Ranidae. The record is from the annotation of a GenBank genome assembly.
CUCCGGACAUAGUGAAACACCGAUCGUCGGACGGGACCUCUGUACGAGGUCCCGAUCAUGUGAUCACUGAUUGGCCAAUCAGUGAUCACAUGAUCGGGACCUCGCACAGAGGCCCUGUCCGAUGAUCGGUGUUCCACUGUGUGCGCGCUCCCUGGUCCAAAAUGGCGAGUGCCAUAUGAACGGCAACCCGCCCCUGGACUGCCACCGCCCGGCCGUUUAUAUACAGCAGCCGGACGGCAAGUGGUUAAAGUGAUACCAAUCAAAAUAUAAAUUUUUU